AUACACGUUAUCAACUAAUAUAUUCUCGAUUUAAUCCAAUUAAAAACUGUUUCAACAGUCCAUUUCAAAUCUUGUAUAGUCUCUGAAAGAUUUAAAAAUGUCUUUUUUACGUGGAUCAACGAAUUUUGUUUGGUGUACAACUAGUGUUCUUGGUAAAGGUGCAACUGGUGCAGUUUUUCAAGGGGUAAAUAAAAAUAAUGGGGAACCUGUCGCAGUUAAAACGUUCAAUCAGCUGAGUCAUGUACGACCACACGAUGUACAAAUGCGAGAAUUUGAAGUUCUUAAAAAGGUGAAUCAUGAAAAUAUUGUGCAACUGUUAGCAAUCGAAGAGGAACAAGAUAAUCGUGGCACAGUUAUUGUUAUGGAACUUUGUACUGGAGGCAGCCUUUUCAAUAUUUUAGAUGAUCCAGAAAAUACUUAUGGGUUAGCAGAAAGUGAAUUUUUAUUAAUCUUGGAACACGUAACUGCUGGAAUGAAACACUUGCGUGAUAAUAAUUUAGUGCAUAGGGAUUUAAAACCAGGUAAUAUAAUGAAAUUCAUUGCUGAUGAUGGGAGUACAAUUUAUAAACUUACUGACUUUGGUGCUGCUAGAGAAUUACAAGAAGAUCAACAAUUUGUAUCUUUGUAUGGUACAGAAGAAUAUUUACAUCCAGACAUAUAUGAACGAGCAGUUUUGCGAAAACCUGUUAACAAAACAUUUAAAGCAACUGUAGACUUAUGGUCUAUAGGUGUAACAUUAUAUCAUGUAGCUACAGGAAAUUUACCAUUUAGACCAUUUGGUGGUCGAAGAAAUAAAGAAACAAUGUUUUAUAUCAUUACAAAAAAACCAUCUGGUAUUAUAUCAGGUGUACAAACUUCUGAAAAUGGACCCAUUGAAUGGAGCAGGGAAUUAUCACAAAAUUGUCAGUUAAGUGCUGAUUUAAAAAAAAUUGUAACACCAUUAUUAGCUGGCUUACUAGAAGUUGAUUCUCAAAAAAUAUGGAGUUUUGAACGAUUUUUUUCAGAAGUAACUGAUAUUCUUUCUAGAAAACGAAUACAUAUAUUUAACAUUCAUAAAGGUAGUCUAAUAAAAGUAUUCCUACAUCCUGAAGAAAAACUGACAGCACUUCAACUACAUAUACAAUAUCAAACUGAUAUUGCUCCUCAUGCACAGAUACUUCUUUUUGGCAAUACAUUUAUAACAAAUAUUAUUGAAGAAUCUACUCCUGGAAAAGGUUAUCCAAAUACAUCUGAGAGCAAGCCAUUAAUGCUAUUUUCAAAAGACAAUAAUAAUGUUGAUUUGCCUGUGGAUGCAGAAUUACCAAAAUUUCCAGUAUUUGCAAAUUUAAUAUCUGUUGAGAAUGAUGCAAGCCAAGCAAAAGUUGCUUGUUCUGUUGGUUAUGUUUGUAAAAGAAGAAUUGACAAAUUAGUAUUACGUAGUAAAUUAACACAGGAUGCAAUAGAGGCAUUUAGUGGACUUCUCUCAACAGAACUUGCAAGAUUAUUACAAAAGUGUCAAUAUUCCAAGGAGUUUACAAAAGCUGUAGAAGAUACAGCUAUAGCAAUAGAAAGAAGUGAAAAUCUUGCUUGGCAAAUUUCUAGAAAGCUUGGGAAUCAAAAUAGUUUAGAGAUCAAAAAUUGGAAAAAAGAAUUGGAUUUAAAGAGUAAAGAAUUUUUGACUGAAUUAGCUCCUGCAGUAGUACAGCUUCACCAGAGAUAUGUGAAGGAAGGUAGUCUGCGUAGUGAAUGGGAUAAUAUUAUUCGUGGAUUGUGGUGUCCAUGGAUCAAUAAAGCAAGCCAAAAGGCAACAACUUUGGUAGAUCGUUUACGAGAUGGCUGGCAACAUUUAUUAAGAGACAGAGUUACUCGUAGUCUUACAUACAAUGAUGAACAAUUUCAUGUUCUAGAAAGAAUGAAGAUUACAUCGACGGGUCAAAGAAUAAAGAAUUUACUUGAAACAUUUUGUACACUUUCUAUGACUAGUAGAUCUGAAUGUGUCGCUGAUUGGUAUAAAAUGGCACAGACGGUCUUUUUACAAACUCAAAUUUUAGAUAAAGAUGUAGAUAAUUAUGAACAAAUUUUAGAAGCAUAUUCUUGUCGUUUGUCGCAAGAAAGCAAGGAACAUUAUGAGAGCUUUUUACAUUUAAUAGAUAGAGUCCCUGAGAAAUUAGAAACUAUUGAAAAAACUAAUUUACCCGCCCAAGAAAAUACAAAGAUAUGGAAAAAUAUUUGCGUCACACAAGAACGAAUCGCGAUGCUUCUACACAACAAUGAUUUACUUAUAGAUCAACUCGAUCGUUUAUCAACAAUUGAUAGUUUGGAAGAUACAAACAACUCAAAAUAUACAUCACAUUAGCAAAACAUUCCUUAAUUUUUGUUAUC
Molecule: messenger RNA, 2361 nt
Organism: Eufriesea mexicana
Lineage: Eukaryota; Metazoa; Arthropoda; Insecta; Hymenoptera; Apidae
Gene: IKKepsilon
Product: I-kappaB kinase epsilon
Exons: 4
Coding region: 98-2335 (745 amino acids)
Biological process (GO): peptidyl-serine phosphorylation
Cellular component (GO): cytoplasm
Molecular function (GO): protein serine/threonine kinase activity; ATP binding
Source: RefSeq, a predicted model, not a curated record